ACAUCACUCAAACCAGACUUCCAGAAAGCUCUCUAAUGGCGCUUGUCCCCCGCACCUACACAGGCCAACGCCAACGCCAACGCCAACUGAGUAACAUCUUUGACGACUUCGAUCACCAACUAAGCAACUUCUUUGAUUGCGGACUGAACAGCUUCUUCGAUCACUUCUCUUGCGACCUCUGGAAUUGGAAUUCUCCAUUCCUUGAAUUCCCCUUUCCCGUCACCAAUGCCUUCUCUUCCUUCCCUCCCUGUGAUUGGAGUGAAACCCCAGAAGCCCACAUCUUCAUAGCCGAUGUUCCUGGGCUUAGAAGUGAAGAAAUGAAGGUUGAAGUUGAAGAUGACAGACUUCUCAAGAUUAGUGACCAGAGAAACAAGGAUGUGGAAGAAUCAGGUGAUGGAUGGUAUCGUGCUGUGCGUAGCUCUGGCAGGUUUGUUCAGCGGUUCCCGUUGCCUGAGAAUUCUAAUGUAGAUCAGGUUAGGGCAUCUAUUGAAGAUGGGAUUCUUACUGUUACCAUUCCAAAGGGAGAUGUUAGGAGACCUGACGUGAGAGCCAUUGAAUUUUCUGAAUGAAGUUUGA
Messenger RNA from Macadamia integrifolia, 576 nucleotides. Its product is annotated as 18.1 kDa class I heat shock protein-like. The record is from RefSeq and is a predicted model, not a curated record. NCBI's taxonomy places the organism in Eukaryota, Viridiplantae, Streptophyta, Magnoliopsida, Proteales, Proteaceae. The transcript has a single exon. The coding region runs from base 36 to 569 and encodes 177 amino acids. Gene Ontology annotation, biological process: protein folding; response to salt stress; response to heat.